CGUGCCCAGUCAAUACAAAAAAACGUGUCUAUUUGAGUUCCCGUUAUCAGAAAUCCAACCGAAACGAAUAACCAAUCCCAACUGAAGACAGUUUCUUCUUCUUCCUCCUCGUCCUCCUCUCAGGCACAAAGCAGUCUCUGACAGAGUCGUUAACUGUUUCUUAUCCUCAACGGGCUCCAACUUAUAUAAAGCCUUUCUUGCUUUCUUGAUCGACGACUCGGGUCAAAACUGCAGAUAGAGUUGCUUGCUGAGGCUGCUAGUCCUUUGACAUUCACAGAGCUCCCGUGGAUUCGAGGUGCGGGACGAGGACUCGUGUCGGGGAGUGCGAAUUCAUGUGAUCUGAGAAAAGAUUAAUCAAGUUUCUUUUUGAGGAAAGAUUUCGGGUAGUUGUGGAAGUAGCUCACUCUUGUUUGUUACGGAUGCACGGGGAAGUAAUGGGGUGUCACAAGAAAGGUCAGAAGCUCACCAACUGAUCCUGCGACUGCCGAGGCUUCUUGGGUCUUCUUCUCUCUGUGUUCCGAGCCAUUCUUUUAUUCUCUGAGAGAGAGAGAGAGAGAGAGAGAGAGAGAGAGAGAGAGAGAGAGAGCUUCCGAAGUUAUAUUAGGGGAAACCGGUGAAGGAGGGGUACUCCAUCCGUAUUCGUCUUUCGCUGCUCAUGCAUUUGUUCUUGUUCUUGCUCGCUUGCUGCAACGAAGAAUCUCGAGAUGAGUCAUCCCGGGGUAGCCCGUGAUCAAAAACCACCAGUUGAAUUCACCAAGGACCGUAACGGGAUCAGUCAAGUCAUCCUUCACAACCCUCGUGGGGCCUCUGCUCGGGUUAGUUUGCACGGAGGGCAGAUUCUUUCGUGGAAAACCGACCAUGGAGAGGAAUUGUUGUUUACUAGCAGUAAGGCCAUCUUUAAGCCACCUACUCCGGUCCGAGGAGGGAUUCCUAUCUGUUUUCCACAGUUUGGUAAUCAUGGGACGCUGGAGCAACACGGCUUUGCCAGGAACAAGAUUUGGGUCAUCGAUGAAAACCCCCCACCGCUUCCCCCAAGCAACUCUAAUGGAAAGGCUUACAUCGACUUGCUCCUGAAACCGUCUGAACAUGAUCUCAAGAUCUGGCCCCACACUUUCGAGUUUCGGCUGAGGGUGGGUUUGUCGGCAGAUGGGUAUCUGACCCUGACAUCGCGCAUCAGGAACAUCAACUGCAAGCCCUUUAGUUUUUCUAUUGCAUAUCACACUUAUUUCUCCAUCACCGAUAUCAGUGAAGUUCGGGUUGAGGGAUUGGAGACACUUGACUACCUUGACAACUUGUGCCAGAGAGAGCGGUUCACCGAACAAGGAGAUGCCAUAACAUUUGAAUCUGAGGUGGAUCGGGUAUACCUUAGCUCAUCGGAUGUUGCAAUUUUCGAUCAUGAAAGGAAACGGACAUUCAUCAUACGCAAGGAAGGACUUCCAGAUGUCGUGGUUUGGAACCCAUGGGAGAAGAAAUCCAAAGCCAUGGCUGAUUUCGGGGACGAAGAGUACAAGCAGAUGCUGUGUGUCGAUGGGGCGGCAAUCGAGAAGCCCAUCACCCUCAAGCCAGGAGAGGAAUGGACCGGCCGCUUGGAACUCUCUUACCUCCCUUCAUCUUGAAGGAGUGCUGUAGGCUAGAGGCGACGUAGAAUUUUCAAAAUACGUGCCCGGUAGAAAAUAACGAAUAAGCUGAUAAGGAACUUCUGAAUCGGAAGUGCAGGGACAUUUUUUUCCCUUUGCUGCCACGCGGGAUGUUCUAGCUAAGAUCGUAGGUGAUUUGUGAUUGUUCGGAUAAACUCCAUUGUUAGUGGAUGCGAGUUGUAUAAGAACGUCGUAUGCUGAAUUUGAGGUCUUGAUGAGAUCAAUGAAUAUGACUUAGGUGAUUUCCACUGGAGUUCAAUGAGAAAGCGAGCUGAUGAUUUGCAAGUUGAAGA
Punica granatum (pomegranate) is the source of this 1930-nucleotide messenger RNA. Lineage: Eukaryota; Viridiplantae; Streptophyta; Magnoliopsida; Myrtales; Lythraceae. The record is from RefSeq and is a predicted model, not a curated record.